GCGCGGCGGCAGCAGCGGCGCUGGCGCUGCUUCUUAAGCCGGGCUCUUUGGGCAGCGCUGCCCUCUCUCCGCGCCGGCUCGUCUGCUCCAUGAGGCUGCGGCGAUGGAGGAAAACCCGGAGCCCGGCAAAGGCGCCCCCCAGCAGCGCGGCGCUUCCGACGAAGACGAAGUUUUGCUCUCGGGCGACUUCUGCCUCGUCCCGGCUCAGAAGCCCAACUAUGCCCUGAGUCUCACCCGCCGCGCCGAGCUGCAGAUGCGCCGGCUGGACUCGGCGGCUGCCCCGGACAGCAGCCUCACGGCGGCGCUCAGCCUCUUGGAUUGCAUCGGCUGCUACGCUUUCCAGAGCAAGGGCGCUCCGCAGCCGGCGGCCGCCUACUUCACCGUCUUCUGCUACCCCUUCAAGAAGGGCUGGUGGGAUUCCGGCGAGUCCAGGCAGAGAGUGGCCAAGACCUUCUGCGUCUUGGCGUCGGGGGACGCCGAGGAGAACCGGAGAGUCGCCGAGUCCUGGGCUAGGACGAUUCGGGAACUUUCAGUCCCCCGGAACCCCAAACUGGAAGGAGCAAUCUAUGGGCUCCUCCCUCGGCCCUGCCAGGUGAUGGUAUUGCUCAACCCACAGAGCGGGUCAGGCCGGGCACUGAAUUUAUUCAAGUCCCAAGUCCAGCCGAUGCUGACGGAAGCCAACAUAGGAUUCACCUUGUUUAUAACAAAGAAGAAGAACCAUGCUUGGGAUCUGGUGAAGGAGGAGAACAUGUCCAGGUGGGAUGCUGUGGUUGCUAUGGCUGGCGAUGGCUUGCUCUAUGAGGUGAUCAACGGACUGAUGGAGCGUCCCGACUGGAAGUCUGUUAUCCAGAAGCCUCUCUGCAUCCUCCCAGGGGGCUCUGGGAAUGCCUUGGCUGCUUCUCUCAAUCACUACGCUAGACAGGGCUGCUACAGCAAGGAGCUGCUGCUAAUGAACUGCACUUACUUCCUAUGCAAAGGCCUGCAUGCUCCCAUGGACCUGGUGUCUCUGCACACGGCCUCAGGCAAGCGACUCUUCUCCUUUCUUAGCUUUGGCUGGGGUUUUGUGUCUGACGUGGACAUUGCCAGUGAGAGGUUCCGUAAACUAGGCAGCGCCCGCUUCACUGUGGGCACAUUCCAGCUCCUGACCACCCUCCAAGUCUACAAGGGCCGCCUCUCGUACCUGCCAGCUGAAGAGCGAAGCCCCACCGCAGGCUCCUUGUCCCCUACGGAGGAACAGAGCUGCUCAUCGGCGCAAGACGCUCGCCAAGGCUGCUUCGGCAAAGGGAAGUCUCCGGUUCACAUCCUUCCUCCCUCUGGGCCUCCGCUCCCCAGUGAGGGCUCUGUGCUUGAGGACUCCUUGCUGGUACCCUUUGAGCAGCCAGUUCCCAAACACUGGACUGUAGCACCCGAGGAGGAGUUUGUCUCUAUUAUUGGCAUCCAUCAGUCCCACCUGGGGGCAGACUUAGUUCUGGCCCCCACAGCCAAGCUGUACGACGAUGCUAUCCAUCUCUUCUACGUCAGCGCUGGGGUCUCCCGGAUGGCAAUGGUCAGGUUCUUCUUGGCCAUGGAUAAAGGGAACCACCUGAGCCUCAACAGCCCCUAUCUCCACUACGUGCCUGUGGAAGCCUUCCGGCUUGAGCCCCUUGAGCCCAAGGGCUUCAUGACAGUGGAUGGCGAAGUGUUGGCAUGUGAGCCAGUACAAGGCCAAAUCCACAGGCGGCUCGCCCAUGUUAUCAGUAGCCCCUGAGGGGCCUUUCAGAAAGGAGCAGCGAUGCCAACAGCAGGAGCAAAGGGCUUUGCAGCGCUGGGAAUUACGAGGGGUUCCCAAAAGCUGCACCCAUUCCAAGACAUCAGCACCAUCUCCGCUAGUGAGAAUUCUCAGGGGCAACUUGGGCUUUCAGAGCAACUGUUUAAUUACAAGGUGAAUGAUGGCUGAGCCUGCCUUGUGCUAGAGCAUCUUGCAAGUCUGCUCUCAGCUGUUGUGUAGCAGAAAAGGCAGCUUUCGAAUGUUCUUACUCUGCAGAGCCCUAAGGGAGAGAAAGUAGGUCUCCAAAUCAAACCAAAGCCAGCUCCUCUGCAAGACUGUUUUGCCCAUCUUCCCAAGAUCAAACCCUUCAUGCAAAGCAGCUGAAGCAGAGGACAACAUGACAUCGUCCCAAUGCAGUGGCUGCCUAGAUAAAAAUGGCUCAAUCCCAUUGUUUGUAAAGAGGUUUUUUGGGGGGGGGCGGGGGCAGGGCGGGGGUGAAAUCCUGCCCCAAAUUUUAGUUCGUAGCAAAUUAUAUUCUUAUGAAGAGAUGAAAUAAAUAUCUACCUUCUUCAAAAAAAAGAAAGAAAGCUAUAAAUGGCAAUUAAAGAUGGUUCAGUUAAGAGUGAUGCCAACUGUAACUUUGCUGCUGCAAGGCCUGGGUUGCUCUGUAUUUAAUGAAAUGGGAAGUACUUCUUAAGAUCCCUUAAUCCAA
This is a messenger RNA of Elgaria multicarinata webbii, 2459 nucleotides long. It is a transcript of the gene SPHK1, whose product is annotated as sphingosine kinase 1. The transcript has 5 exons. Gene Ontology annotation, biological process: cellular response to growth factor stimulus; phosphorylation; negative regulation of apoptotic process. The record is from RefSeq and is a predicted model, not a curated record. Lineage: Eukaryota; Metazoa; Chordata; Lepidosauria; Squamata; Anguidae. Gene Ontology annotation, cellular component: intracellular membrane-bounded organelle; cytoplasm; membrane. The coding region runs from base 104 to 1747 and encodes 547 amino acids.